This is a messenger RNA of Indicator indicator, 2604 nucleotides long. RefSeq names its product carnitine palmitoyltransferase 1A (gene CPT1A). Gene Ontology annotation, molecular function: carnitine O-palmitoyltransferase activity. Gene Ontology annotation, biological process: fatty acid metabolic process; carnitine metabolic process. Lineage: Eukaryota; Metazoa; Chordata; Aves; Piciformes; Indicatoridae. Bases 43 to 2355 code for a protein of 770 amino acids. The record is from RefSeq and is a predicted model, not a curated record. Gene Ontology annotation, cellular component: mitochondrion. The transcript is spliced from 19 exons.
AGAGACUGUGAGGAACAGGCAAGCACUCAGGACUCUCUGAAAAUGGCAGAAGCUCACCAAGCAGUAGCUUUUCAGUUCACUGUAACUCCCGAUGGGAUUGACCUGCGGAUGAGCCAUGAGGCACUCAAACAGAUUUACCUAUCUGGUGUCCAUUCAUGGAAAAAAAAGUUCAUCAGGUUCAAGAAUGGAAUCAUCACUGGGGUUUACCCUGCUAGCCCAUCCAGCUGGCUCAUCGUGGUGGUGGGGGUGAUGUCAACAAUGUAUGCCAAAGUUGAUCCUUCCUUGGGAAUCAUCGCCAGGAUCAACCGCACACUCAACACCACUGGCUACAUGUCCAACCAAACGCAGAACAUCGUCAGUGGGAUCCUGUUUGGCACUGGGCUAUGGGUAGCUCUCAUCGUCACCAUGCGCUACUCCCUGAAAAUGUUGCUGUCCUACCACGGCUGGAUGUUCUCUGAGCAUGGCAAACUCUCUGCAGGCACCAAGCUGUGGGUGACACUUGUAAAACUCUUCUCAAGACGUAAACCCAUGUUGUACAGCUUCCAGACAUCUCUACCACGGUUGCCAGUUCCAGCUGUUAAAGACACAGUCAGCAGGUAUCUGGAAUCGGUUCGUCCUCUGAUGGAUGAUGAAAAGUUCCAGAGGAUGGAGGGACUUGCCAAAGACUUUGCAUUUAAUUUGGGACCAAGGCUUCAGUGGUACUUGAAGCUAAAAUCCUGGUGGGCCACAAACUAUGUUAGUGAUUGGUGGGAAGAAUAUAUCUACCUUAGAGGACGUGGACCAAUUAUGGUUAACAGUAACUAUUAUGCAAUGGACUUCCUUCACUUGUUCCCCACAACCCUGCAGGCAGCCAGAGCUGGCAAUAUCAUCCAUGCCAUCCUGCUCUAUCGGAAGAAACUGGACAGACAGGAAAUCAAGCCCAUCCUGCUGUUGGGAUCCACGGUCCCGCUCUGCUCAGCUCAGUGGGAGCGGAUGUUCAACACCUCCCGGAUCCCAGGGCUGGAGUCAGAUACUCUGCAGCAUGUGAGAGACAGCAAACACAUUGUUGUGUAUCAUAAGGGCCGCUACUUCAAGGUGUGGCUGUACCACGAUGGUAGGCUGCUGAGGCCCCGUGAGAUCCAGCAGCAGAUGGAGAGGAUUCUGGAUGAUGAUUCGGAGCCUCAAGCUGGGGAAGAGAAGCUGGCAGCUCUUACUGCAGGAGACAGAGUGCCGUGGGCUAAAGCUCGACAGGCUUAUUUCAGCCGUGGGAAGAACAAGCAGUCCUUGGAUGCUGUUGAAAAAGCAGCGUUUUUUGUGACAUUGGAUGACACUGAGCAAGGCUACAGGAAAGAAGAUCCAGUGAGGUCCCUGGAUACCUAUGCAAAAUCAUUAAUCCAUGGCAGAUGCUAUGACAGGUGGUUUGACAAAACAUUCACCCUGGUAGUGUUCAGAAAUGGCAGAAUAGGCCUGAAUGCAGAGCACUCCUGGGCAGAUGCUCCUAUUGUUGGACACUUGUGGGAGAAUGUGAUGGCAACAGACUAUCUUGAGCUGGGUUAUACAGAAGAUGGGCACUGUAAAGGAGAUACCAACCAAAACAUUCCUGCUCCUACCAAACUACAGUGGGAAAUUCCAGAAGAAUGUCAAGAAGUGAUUGAGAGGUCUCUGAGCACAGCUGUAGCUCUGGCAGAUGAUGUGGACUUACAUUCGUUUUACUUUGAUACUUUUGGGAAGGGACUAAUAAAGAAAGCCAAAACCAGCCCUGAUGCCUUCGUGCAGCUCGCCCUGCAGCUGGCUCACUAUCGGGACAUGGGGAAGUUUUCUCUGACGUAUGAAGCCUCCAUGACACGCCUGUUCCGAGAGGGCAGGACUGAGACUGUUCGCUCCUGUACCAUGGAGUCCACUCAGUUUGUCCGAGCCAUGGAAGACCCAGCUGAGAGUAAUGAAACUAAGCUCAAGCUUUUCCAUCUUGCUGCUGCCAAACACCAGCACUUGUAUCGUCUUGCCAUGACCGGUGCUGGCAUCGACCGGCAUCUCUUCUGCCUUUAUGUUGUGUCCAAGUACCUUGGUGUAGACUCUCCUUUCCUUAAGGAAGUUUUGUCAGAGCCUUGGAGGCUAUCAACAAGUCAGACUCCACAGCAGUACAUUGAUCUAAAGAAGAACCCUGAGAUGUUGUCCUGUGGUGGAGGAUUUGGGCCGGUGGCUGAUGAUGGUUAUGGUGUUUCUUACAUUAUCCUGGGUGACAAUUCCAUUCAGUUCCAUGUCUCCAGCAAAAUCUCUUGUUCUGAGACGGAUUCUCACCGGUUUGGACACAACAUCCACAAGGCAAUGACUGACAUCAUGGCAUUGUUCACCCUCAGCAAGAACUGCUCCAAGUGAUUGGCCAAGAGCCUCCUCUGGAUGGAAGGAGAAUUCUUGUGCACAGCCAACGAGAGCAAGGUUUGUCAAACAGCAGCUGGAGAAGAAACUGAGUCAACAUCUUCGUGAUCACGUAGGAAAACUUAGCAGUGCAGCCAAUAUUUUUUUGCUUUUUGUUUUUUGUUUCAGUACUUUGGAAGAGUUUCUUUCCACAAAGGAUAACUUGGGAAUUGUUGUUUGUAGGGAUGAAGUGUAGAACCAUUGCAUGAA